AUGAGUGCAGACAUCCUCGUAGCAUUCGCUGGCCUUGCCCGACCCCUCUGCCGGAAAUUGCUGCUCUUCGCAAGCCUUCUGGUGCAGUCCGCCAGGUCCGAGCCAGUGGCUUCCAAUCAAUGGGCUAGUCCAGUCCCAGGCAAUCUUGGAGGACCUGCAUCUCGAGAAGUAGUGCCAGAUCCAGGGAAGCAGGCAGAACGGCAGCUUGCUUCCAAGCAGCAGGCAGACGUGGUUGCCAAGGAGGUGGCACCACACUCAGAUGAGUGCAGUACAGAGGCAUCCCCUUCGGGCGAGAAUCUGAACGAGAACGUACUCCAGUUGUUUCAGGCAGAGAAAGUACCCAAGCGUUCGCUGCUGAAGGCACUUUUAGAGCGACGAGCUGACCCAAAUCAUCGCUUCACCUCGCGUUUUAAGCUUCACAACGUGGAGUUUGCAGAAGGCUGUCCGCUACAGUUCGGGGUCACAUCUGGGGAUCGUCAUUUAACCCAGCUACUGAUUGAGCACGGGGGGGACAUUCACCGGUCCCGGUACAGCAAGCAGGCCGGAGUCGGUGGCAAGGUGUGGAGCGGCGACGCUCCUUUCGCAGCUCUGCCAUCUGACAGCGUGGACAUGCUGACUUUGCUAGUCGAGAGCCACGAUGUGUCACCAGAUUUGGGAUCGACAGUAGGGGACACACCCGGUGCCACGAUGCUGUGGAAUGCAUCCUACUUUGGUGCUGUGAAAUGCACGCGCUACUUGCUGGAAGCGAAGGCUUCAGUGGAUGAAGCGGCUCCCUGGCAGGACAAUACGGCUUUGCACUACACGCCUUUGCAUGUUGCUGCAAGGGCGGGAAAUGAAAAGUGCUGCCAACUGCUUUUGCAAGCAGCUGCAGACAUGAACGGACGCUGUCAGGUGAAAAUAACGGAAUGCACCGGCAGGAUUCUGCAUGGCGACUGGUACUUCACACCGCUAGAUACUGCCAUCGAGAUGAGCCAGACUGCAGUUGUGAAGCUGCUCCUGGCUCAGAAGGCAGACCUUAUCAAGAACAAGCAGGAUGCGCCUGAGCACCUGAUAUCCUCGCAGGACAAGCACCUCCGGGUCGACAGGUAUAACUACUCCUUGCAGAGCCUCUUGAGCAGUGGGAACAGCCGGGUGAUAUCGGAAGUCGCUGCUGCGCUGCAAGACACUCCUCAACAGGUAGCUCACUUGACCGAGGAGGACAUCGUGCGAUUUCUGAAAACUCCAGGCAAUGCGCCAGUCAAUCUGAUGAAGGCGGUCUUCUACGAGACCAGUCAAAUCAAGUAUUGGAAGCCGGCCCAGCAGACCAGCGCCUCGUCCCGAGGCGAAGGCAAAUACGACGAAUAUUUUCGUCCAGAAUACAUCAUGAAUGUCAAGCAGAGCGACACGCGAGUCUAUGCUCAGUCAGCCAACAUUCGAAAAAUCCUGGUAUACGGAAAGGUCCAACAUGUAAUCAACUUCACCGAAGGGCCGUCCAGGGACGAUGUGGACAAGCAUUGGAAAGACAGAAGAGUCUUACGGGAUCAAAUCCCAGAGUUCGUUCAGCGAAUUGCGCCCCAGCCGGAGAAGGCAUCGGCGUACUCUGGCUUAGGCAGCCUUUUCAGGGAGAGUGUGUACCUUCCCGUCAACUUUUUUGCCUGCCUUGUCGCGAACUUGCACCAAAGCGAGGAGGUCUUGCUUGCUAUUGCCAGCUGUCCGAACCAGGAAAUCUUUCGCCUGCGCGAGUGUGAGGCCAUCGUGUCUUUCAACUGGACCACUGUCAGAAAAAUUCACUUGUCAGACCUCGCAAUUCAGGCAGUCACCUCCUUGUUGCUGCUCUUCAGCAUCUCAACAUUGCGAGAUGAGGACCCAGAGUGGUGUGCCAACCUCCCCUGGUUCGCCUUGUCAGGUCUUCCCUUCGUCACAGCAACCGUCGUCAUGAGGCUCUGUGAGGCAGUGGGCAAUAAGAUGAGGGAGCCAUGGGAAGUCUACACAGAGGCCAUGGAGUUGACCCUGGCUAUAGCAACCAUGACUCUGUUCAUCGUCUUCAUGAUCCCACCCACAAGCCGCCCACUAACCUGCGCGGAUCGUGGGGUAGUGGAUCGUCUGUCCAUGCGAGCCGCCAUCAUUGUGACGAGCUCCCUGCGAUUGAUGCACAACAUUGACAUGCUGAGGCUAGCCUUCUCAGAGGUGAACAUGAUCGUGACACCGAUCAUUUCAGCUUUGGCUCGGUCACUUCCGUUUUGCAUUGCAGUGAUUUACUUCGCGUUUAUCAUGUGGCAAGCAUACUGGACCUUAGAUGUGGAAGAAUGGCAAAACGGCUGGAAGGCAAUUAUUAUUGCUUGGCGUUUUGCUGUCCUGGGCGACUUCGAAGUCGAAGAGCUUGAAGGUCAAGAAGGCACCUGGCACCAGGCUGCCGAUCGACCGAUGUGGACAUACGAGGAUCCAGAGCUCACUGACAAUUCCACACUAGUCCGAGGAGUCUUCAUAGUGCUUUGCGGCAUGAUGUUCCCGGUCCUCAUCAUGAACAUCCUGAUCUCCGUCCUCAGUGUUUGGCUGGAUUUUGCAAUCAAGAAUGUCUGGCUUGAUUUUCAGCGGGCAAGAGCCAGGAGAGUCUUGAAGUACAAGGCACUCACCCGAUUGUUGUGCAGAUGCCACAAGGCUGAGGACAUGGAUGUGAACGAACAAGAUGUGAAAGCGAGCGCGUCCUACAUUUGGUUCUCUGCUCCGAAGGAGGAGGAGAUUCUGGAAAAUGAUGUCGCGCCUGGACUCAAUCUCAAAUUCAAGGAAGCCGCCGAAGGCGACCAAAGGAUUGAGUCAAGGCUGGGAAGCCUGGAAAGGAGCCUGCAGAUCCUGGUGGACAGCAAUGUUCGAAACGAGCGUCGCCGUGCGAAGAACACAUUCGACAAGGCGUUCAGCACGCCCAAAGACAUGAAUGGUGCUUAG
Molecule: messenger RNA, 2922 nt
Organism: Symbiodinium sp. CCMP2456
Lineage: Eukaryota; Dinophyceae; Suessiales; Symbiodiniaceae
Source: the annotation of a GenBank genome assembly